GGUCGAUGAGGUGAAGUUCGUGUGGCAGGAGGCGGCACGCACGGCAAUGGCCGAUUACAAGAAGAAAUUGGAGAAGUGGAAUACACACAAAGAGCAGUCGGAGAAAACUACCCAAACGGAUGAGACGGUGGAUCGAUCUGCAUGAAGUGCGUUUAAACGUAAACGUUUUGUUGGGUCAUGCAGCCAAAACUGUGCAGUAGACUGCGAGUCUGGUUCACUGGUUUCUUGGGAUAAUGUGGAUAAAUUCCGCCGGGCGCAAGUACAUAAGAGCGAUGCAUCCCGGGAUCAGUCCCCAGGAAGUGUUUGUGAAGGGCAGUGAGAUGUGGGGAGCCAUGGUCGAUGAGGUGAAGUUCGUGUGGCAGGAGGCGGCACGCACGGCAAUGGCCGAUUACAAGAAGAAGGGCGCGGUCCGCAGUGUGGCAUCGUUAUAGUAAUAAUAAAAAAAAAAAAAAAUUUCUAUUUGAAAUUUACUUGGAAAAUUUGUUGUAGAAUUGGACUGUAUAUCGUUAAGAUCUAGAGAAAAACUAAAAAUAUCUAAAAGAGCACAUGAUAAGUAAUGCGAAAU
Messenger RNA from Drosophila simulans, 565 nucleotides. RefSeq names its product FACT complex subunit SSRP1-like. The record is from RefSeq and is a predicted model, not a curated record. The coding region runs from base 234 to 431 and encodes 65 amino acids. The transcript has 2 exons. Lineage: Eukaryota; Metazoa; Arthropoda; Insecta; Diptera; Drosophilidae.